This is a messenger RNA of Botrytis porri, 1716 nucleotides long. RefSeq lists its product as uncharacterized. The coding region runs from base 1 to 1716 and encodes 571 amino acids. The record is from RefSeq and is a predicted model, not a curated record. Gene Ontology annotation, molecular function: oxidoreductase activity; flavin adenine dinucleotide binding. The transcript is spliced from 4 exons. Lineage: Eukaryota; Fungi; Ascomycota; Leotiomycetes; Helotiales; Sclerotiniaceae.
AUGCUUCGAUUCAUUUUAUCCCUUUUCGCUCUCGUGUCUCUGGCUUUUACGACGGGUUCUGGUAGUAGUAAAAAGACGGAAUACUCAAGAGAUUGUAAAUGUGGACCAACUGACAACUGCUGGCCCUCCCAACACUCAUGGAAAUCAUUAAAUGCGUCGAUAUCUGGGAAACUAAUCAAAGCGAUACCAGCAGCGAUUGUAUGUUAUCCGGGCCCACAACAAAACCUAGACGCUUGUUCUACAGUUGUGAAAGAAUUGUCCGACGAGCAGCUCGUUGCAAAUGAUCCCAUUGCUCUAGAUACUCCUAUCAACAACUCUUGUCCACCAAUCGAUUUCGCGAUAGGAGCGAUUCUAGGAAAUUGCUCGAUUGGUGAUGCGCCUCGAUAUGUUGUGAUGCGACGACCUCUGAAGAUGUUGCUAAGGGGAUCCACUGGUUAUGGUAGUCUGGAGGUUUGGAUCAGAUAUCUUAGACAAGGUAUCAUCUUUCAAGAUACAUAUUUACCUUCCGAUGAUUGUAAAUCUUCGAAGUGGGAAGGAAGUGCAUUUAAGAUUGCUGGAGGUUAUGUCUGGGAAGAUGUCUAUGCAGAGGCUACGAAACGAAAUGUGAUUGUUGUAGGAGGCGGUGAUCCUGUAUGCUGGUUUCAAGGAGGAGGUCAUUCACCUGCAUCUCGUGGUUAUGGCCUUGGUGCCGAUCAAAUACUCGAAGCUGAAGUUGUCCUUGCAAAUGGAGAGAUUGUUACUGCGAAUAAGUGUCACAAUCAAGAUAUUUUCUUUGCCAUCAGAGGUGGAGGAGGUGGCACAUAUGGAGUGGUCGUAUCAACAAUUAUCAAGGCGUAUCCAACGACAUCGAUUUCCGCCCAAACACUAGCCGUUGCACCACUAACCGAUGCGGACAUCCCAGCAUUCAUGAAAGCCUUGGCAUUGAUAUAUUCUGCAUAUCCAGAUCUCAAUGAUGCUGGUCUUUCUGGGUAUGGAAGUUGGGCGGUGGAGAGCUAUGCGCCUGUUUUUGGAAACUUCACAACCGGCUAUCAACAUGCCAUAGCCGUGUCAGGGAAGACUCUGCCCGAAACCCAGGAAAUACUUGAAACUUUGAUGUCCAAACUUGAGCUGUAUAAUACAAGUCUCGUUAUCAAUUCGAGUUAUCUGGAAUUCCCUACAUAUGCAGAAUACUACCAGACACUUUCAGGUGGUAAGAGUGCAGCAGGUGUUGGAACUGGGGCUUUCGGUGGGCGUCUUUUGGACCGUACAGCACUGACGUCUUCUCUGGCGGAUUUUAAUGAGAUGCUGAAUGUAACUGCUGGAUCACCAGGACAAUUUGCAUUUACUUCUGUUUCUCUAGUUGGAGGCGGUCGAGUUUUUGUGCACGAUGAAAACUCCGGAUUGAACCCCGCAUGGAGAUCUUCAUACGUAAACAAUAUCGUAGCACGCGGAUGGACUGCAGAUACCAACGAGGCUAUUGUACAAGAAGUUAGGGACGAUAUAACAUACACGAAAAUCGGAGCGAUGAAGAAGUUGGCGCCGAAUACUGGAUGUUAUAUGAAUGAAGCGGAUAGGUUUGAUCCCGAUUAUUUGAAGGAUUUUUAUGGUAAGAGUCUACCGAAGUUGGAAGAAGUGAAGAAGACUUAUGAUGGUGACGAUGUAUUCUAUUAUCCAACAUGCGUGGGGAGUGAUAAGUGGGUUGAGGAUGCGACCGGAAGAUUGUGCCGGAGGCAAUGA